AUGUUAUAUUAUCUUCUUCCCGCCCCCUUUAAAUCCUCCAGCUUAACCUGUCCAGAGGGAUUUUCGCCGGCCGAAACAGACAUUUUUUCGGAACUGGAGGCAACCCUGAGUCGUCCGAAGACCUGCUAUCGUAUUUUUGUCGCCGGACGGAGGGCUCAUGUGUACAACUGGGAAGCUGCUGAAAAACACUGCAGCAGCUUGGUGGAGUCUACAAACAGGUCAUGGACAGGUCAUCUGGCUAGCCUGCCUGAGCGCGUGACCGCACAGAUGGUGCUGCGCACAAUGCGGCCAUGGGGCGUUGGCGUCAGCCCC
This is a messenger RNA of Dibothriocephalus latus, 312 nucleotides long. The record is from the annotation of a GenBank genome assembly. NCBI's taxonomy places the organism in Eukaryota, Metazoa, Platyhelminthes, Cestoda, Diphyllobothriidea, Diphyllobothriidae.